Messenger RNA from Coturnix japonica (Japanese quail), 1349 nucleotides. It is a transcript of the gene DIO1, whose product is annotated as iodothyronine deiodinase 1. Gene Ontology annotation, molecular function: thyroxine 5'-deiodinase activity. Gene Ontology annotation, biological process: thyroid hormone metabolic process. NCBI's taxonomy places the organism in Eukaryota, Metazoa, Chordata, Aves, Galliformes, Phasianidae. The record is from RefSeq and is a predicted model, not a curated record.
UCACUCCCUACCUUUGCCCCCGCUGUCUCGCUGUGCUCACUUAGAGGCACCAUGUUCAGCAUCAAGGUGCUCGUACACAAGCUGCUGAUUCUUCUGCACGUCACCCUGUGUGUUGUUGUUGGUAAGACCAUGAUGGUGCUGUUCCCCGAUGCCACCAAAAGGUACAUCCUAAAGCUGGGCGAAAAGAGCAGGAUGAACCAGAACCCCAAGUUCAGCUACGAGAACUGGGGUCCGACGUUUUUCAGCUUCCAGUAUUUGCUCUUUGUGCUGAAGGUGAAGUGGAGGAGGCUGGAGGAUGAAGCCUUCGAGGGACGCCCUGCUCCCAACACACCCGUGGUGGCUCUAAAUGGGGAGAUUCGGCACCUCUUCAGCUUCAUGCGAGAUAACCGACCUUUAAUCCUCAAUUUUGGAAGCUGCACCUGACCUUCAUUCAUGUUAAAGUUUGAUGAGUUCAACGAACUUGUCAAAGACUUCAGCUCUAUAGCAGAUUUCCUUAUCAUCUACAUUGAAGAAGCUCACGCAAUAGACGGAUGGGCCUUCAAAAACAACGUUGUUAUUAAAAAUCACAGAAGCCUCGAGGAUAGAAAAACUGCAGCACAGUUUCUUCAGCAGAAGAAUCCCUUAUGUCCAGUGGUUUUAGACACAAUGGAAAACCUGAGCAGCUCAAAAUACGCAGCGCUGCCAGAAAGACUGUAUAUACUUCAAGCAGGGAAUGUUAUCUACAAGGGAGGAGUGGGGCCUUGGAAUUACCACCCCCAGGAAAUACGCACCGUCUUGGAAAAACUGAAAUAGAAAGAGGACAUCAGAGUGAAGACUAUAUGGAUACAGAAGGUCAAGGGAUAAAGCUUUCACAGACCUGAGAGUUAAAAAAAAACAAAACAAAACACUAAAAUCUCAAAAUCCAAGAAACAACUAGAAAGAGAACAACGCAUGUGCAUUUAGAGAGCAUCCGUAUCGUGGUUCACCAUUCAUGUGUCUGGAGAUGUUCAGCUCUGUUGUCAGUCAGCUGUUAUGACUGGACACCAACAUCUACAUUCUUUAAGAAUACGGUGCAGGUUCAACCUUCGUGGUGGUGACAUUUGCAAGAGCCAAUUUCAGGCAAAACAACUGAUUUCACAUCAUUAAGUUUCUCUGUCUCUCUCGCAUACAAACCAUGUUCCUAAACGUUCAGUUUCUCUCACCUCAGAAGGCUUCUGAAUGACACAAUCUCUGGACAUUUGUUUCUAUAAUAUUUGUUAUGACAGUCACAGCAUAAAGCACUGACAGCUGUGACCUGAUUUCAGAAAAUAUUUUUAGAAACAAAGGAUUGAUCUGCCGUUACUCGAACAAAUAAACAAACAAACCUCUCA